Molecule: messenger RNA, 699 nt
Organism: Protopolystoma xenopodis
Lineage: Eukaryota; Metazoa; Platyhelminthes; Monogenea; Polystomatidea; Polystomatidae
Source: the annotation of a GenBank genome assembly
AUGCAUGUAUAUACGCUAAUGCCCGUUCAGAAGUUCAAUGCUCUAAACACCCUUCCUCGUUCUCGGGUGGUACGACGUGACCAAGCCUUCAAUUAUGUCUUCUCAGUUGCCAACGGGUGCACACACGGCCCCAGCCCCCAAAUGCCUGGAUAUCCCGUAGAAUGCGGUCAGGAGACAUUUUCAUCUGCUAAGACUCUGCUAACUCAAUCCACUGACUCAAAUGUUGCCAUCACUGUUACCAACAGUGUGGAGACCUCAGUAACCGCAAGCAAACCAUUCGGUGAACUUUCUCAUCCUAGUUCACUCCAACUCAUCAAAACAACCAGUCUAGCUGCUACAUCGCAGACUCCACCCGCCCAAGCAACUCUAAUUCAUUCCAUUCCUGUUUCUUCCUCUUUCACUGUGAAUAAGCGGAAGCACCAUUAUAGCCACAAAUGCAACCCUAUAAAUCAACUUACUCGGCUCAGGGCUCUUCACAGCCCACCCAUUUAUCCACAUCCUUGCAUUUCAUCUACCCCUUCAUCGUCUAUAACCAUCACUUCUCUUUACCCAUCCCCUCAUCCUACUGAACCCUUACCUUCUUCUCUUCCAUCAUCACCUCCCUCUAUUCUACCAAUCUCCCCUCCUCACUCCCAUACUCAUUCUCCUUCCUCUUCACCUCCUCCCCCUGCUUUCCAAAGCUGCUUGUCUCUUGCCUAA